AUGCUAUCAACUAAGAAUAUCCUACUAUCUAGUGCCAUUAGAAACACUACUGCUUCAUCUUUAUUGCCAGCCGUUGCCAACUAUGCAUUGCUAUCUUCCACAUCUGGCAUUACUAAAAGGUAUAAGCAUCAUAAGACCCAAAGCCAGUUUGCUGCUACCGACUCAAUCACACCAUUGGAGCCUUUGCCUAAUAAGCCAAUUAUUGAUAUGGCUUAUGAUUUACAUUUACCCGAGAGAUCUGUAUUAGGGAAGUUACCAUAUCAUUGUGAAGAACCAAUUGUUUUUGUGCAUGGAUUAUUUGGUUCAAAAAGAAAUUAUUUUGCUGAUUGUAAGAAGAUCGCUAAUGCGUUACAAACACCAGUCUAUACAGUCGACGUCAGAAAUCAUGGGCUAAGUGAACAUGCAUUGCCUUUUGAUUAUGAAACUAUUACCAAUGAUGUUUUGCACUUUAUUGAGAAACACCAACUAACUGGUGCCAGUAAGAAUAAAAAAGUCAGUAUUAUUGGCUAUUCUUUGGGUGCUAAAGUUGCUAUGAUGUCGUUAUUGAAAAAACCAGAAACAUUCAGAUCUGCUGUGAUUAUUGAUAAUUCACCGGUUGUUCAACCAGAAAUUACUCCUUUUUUGAAGAUUUUUGUUAAGGCCUGUGUAAGCACUCUCCAAAAUGGUCAAAUUAAAGCCAAUGAUAAAUUGUGGAGACAUAAAGCCAGUCAAGCUAUGAGAAAAUUGAUCCCAUCUCCCGGUAUUAGGGGCUAUUUAUUGAAUAAUGUCAUUAACAAGCCCCCAAAGACAAAGGAGUAUAAAUCACCCGUUAUUAAUUAUAAUGACGGUUAUAUUCAUUUCAGGAACCCAGUUAAACAUAUGAGCGAAAUCGCUGUUGGUAAUGUUGCUGAUUGGCCAACUAAAUUAGUUGAGGGUAAGCAAUAUUUAGGCCCUGUCUGCUUUUUAAGAGGUCUAAAAUCUGAUUUUAUUCUCGAAAAUGGUAUUAAAGCUAUUAAUAAAUAUUUCCCAUAUAACGAGAUUAUUGGCUUAAAUACUACCCAUUUCAUGUUGAACGAGAGGCCAAACGAAUACGUUAGAAGUAUUGUGGAUUUCUUCAAAUCUUCCAGAAGUGCUUUGGAAAAUAAAAUUUUGGCUGAUAGUAAGAAGGGCACCGUUUCCAUCGAUAUCGUUUCAGAAGGAGAACAGCAAUUGGAGGGAGAUAAGAAAGAAUUAUAA
This is a messenger RNA of Saccharomycodes ludwigii, 1215 nucleotides long. RefSeq lists its product as uncharacterized. The coding region runs from base 1 to 1215 and encodes 404 amino acids. The transcript has a single exon. Lineage: Eukaryota; Fungi; Ascomycota; Saccharomycetes; Saccharomycodales; Saccharomycodaceae. Gene Ontology annotation, cellular component: mitochondrion. The record is from RefSeq and is a predicted model, not a curated record.